Molecule: messenger RNA, 5913 nt
Organism: Eubalaena glacialis (North Atlantic right whale)
Lineage: Eukaryota; Metazoa; Chordata; Mammalia; Artiodactyla; Balaenidae
Gene: GEMIN5
Product: gem nuclear organelle associated protein 5
Exons: 28
Coding region: 61-4596 (1511 amino acids)
Molecular function (GO): protein binding
Source: RefSeq, a predicted model, not a curated record
GUAGGGCUAAGAACUGUCUGCCUCAGAGCCUGCUUCCCUCAUCCCUGGUUGCUCGUGAUCAUGGGACAGGAACCGCGCACGCUGCCGCCCUCCCCUAACUGGUACUGCUCCCGAUGCAGCGAUGCCGUGCCCGGGGGCCUCUUCGGCUUCGCGGCGCGGACCUCUGUCUUCCUUGUCCGCGUGGGCCCGGGAGCGGACGUGAUCCCAGGGACGUCCCCAUUUCGAGUCAUAGGGGAGUUGGUGGGACACACCGAAAGGGUGUCUGGCUUCACGUUUUGUCAUCACCCGGGUCAAUACAACCUCUGCGCCACCAGCUCCGAUGACGGGACUGUGAAAAUCUGGGAUGUAGAGACAAAAACAGUUGUGACGGAACAUGCGCUCCAUCAGCAUACAAUAUCAGCAUUGCAUUGGUCUCCUCUAGUAAAGGAUUUACUAGUAUCUGGAGAUGAAAAAGGAGUAGUUUUCUGUUACUGGCUUAACAGAAAUGACAGCCAGCACCUCUUUAUAGAACCCAGGACAAUUUUCUGUCUUACUUGCUCACCUCAUCAUGAAGAUUUAGUAGCCAUUGGCUACAAGGAUGGCAUAGUGGUUAUAAUUGACAUCAGCAAGAAAGGAGAAGUUAUACACAGGCUUCGAGGCCACGAUGAUGAGAUCCACUCCAUAGCCUGGUGCCCCCUGCCUGGUGAAGAUUGUUUAUCCAUAAAUCAAGAGGAAAAUUCAGAAGAACUUGAAAUCCCCAAUGGGAAAGUUAUAGCACAGACUCCAGUAAAAAAAGGCUGCUACUUAGCCACUGGAAGCAAAGAUCAGACCAUUCGUAUCUGGAGCUGCUCUAGAGGCCGAGGGGUGACAACUUUGAAAUUGCCCUUUCUGAAGAGAAGAGGAGGGGGUAUAGACCCAACUGUUAAAGAGCGCCUUUGGUUGACACUCCAUUGGCCCAAGGGUCAGCCAACACAGCUGGUAUCCAGCUGUUUUGGAGGUGAACUGCUACUAUGGGAUCUCACUCAGUCUUGGAGACGGAAAUAUACCCUCUUUAGUGCUUCAUCAGAAGGGCAGAAUCAUUCAAGAAUUGUGUUUAAUUUAUGUCCUUUACAAACUGAAGAUGACAAACAGCUGCUGCUUUCCACAUCGAUGGACAGAGAUGUAAAAUGUUGGGACAUGGCCACCCUGGAGUGCUGCUGGACCCUGCCUUCCCUUGGUGGGUUUGCCUACAGUCUGGCUUUCUCUCCUGUAGACACAGGCUGUUUGGCAAUAGGCGCUGGUGAUGGCAUGAUCCGUAUAUGGAAUACAUUCUCCAUAAAGAACAACUAUGAUGUGAAAAUUUUUUGGCAGGGUGUCAAGUCCAAGGUUACAGCGCUGUGCUGGCACCCAACCAAGGAAGGCUGCUUAGCUUUUGGAACUGAUGAUGGAAAAGUGGGAUUGUAUGACACCUACUCCAACAAACCUCCACAGAUUUCUAGCACAUAUCACAAGAAGACUGUAUACUCUUUAGCCUGGGGGCCACCAGUACCCUCCAUGACACUCGGAGGAGAAGGGGACAGACCUUCCCUCACUCUAUACAGCUGUGGAGGGGAAGGGAUUGUCUUACAACACAACCCCUGGAAGCUUAGUGGAGAGGCCUUUGACAUCAACAAACUCAUCAGGGACACCAAUUCAAUCAAAUACAAAUUGCCUGUACACACAGAGAUCAGCUGGAAAGCAGAUGGCAAAAUCAUGGCUCUUGGCAAUGAAGAUGGAUCAAUAGAAAUAUUCAAGGUUCCUAACUUGAAACUGAUCUGCACCAUCCAGCAGCAUCACAAGCUUGUGAAUACUAUUAGCUGGCAUCAUGAGUAUGGCAGCCAGCCAGAGCUGAGCUAUCUGAUGGCCUCUGGGUCCAACAAUGCAGUCAUUUAUGUGCACAACCUGCAGACCGUCAUAGAGAGCAAUCCUGAAUCUCCAGUGACCAUUACAGAGCCCUACCGGACCCUCUCAGGGCACACAGCCAAGAUUACCAGUCUGGCAUGGAGCCCACAUCAUGACGGAAGGCUGAUAUCUGCUUCCUAUGAUGGUACAGCUCAGGUGUGGGAUACUCUCCAGGAAGAGCCUCUAUGCAAUUUCCGAGGACAUCGAGGUCGACUGCUUUGCAUCGCAUGGUCCCCGUUGGAUCCAGACUGCAUCUACUCAGGGGCAGAUGACUUCUGUGUGUACAAAUGGCUCACUUCCAUGCAAGAACAUUCCCGACCUCCUCAAGGCAAGAAAAGUAUUGAAUUAGAGAAAAAAAGGCUCUCUCAACCUAAGCCAAAGCCCAAAAAGAAGAAAAAGCCCAUCUUGAGAGUGCCUGUAAAGCAGGAAUUGUGUAACGGGAAUGAAGAAGAGAGCGUAAAGGAGAGCUCGGGCCCUGUUGAGAAUGGAGUGUCAGACCAGGAGACUGAGGAGGAAGCCCGGGAGCCAGAGCUACCCUGUGGUGUCACCUCGGCAGUUUCUAAAGAACCAGUUAUCUGCACUCCAGCAUCCUUAGGUUUUGAAAAGUCAAAAGUCACCAUUAAUAACAAAGUCACUUUACUGAAAAAGGAGGCGCCUAAAGAAAAGCCAGAAGCCUUAAUCAAGAAGCGAAAAGCUCGUUCCAUGCUUCCACUGAGUACAAGUCUGGACCACAGAUCCAAAGAGGAGCUUCAUCAGGACUGUUUGGUAUUAGCCACUGCAAAACACUCCAGAGCAGAGCCAAAGGAGGAUGUGUCUGCUGAUCUUGAGCAAAGGUUUCACCUGGGGCUUUUCACAGACAGGGCUACCCUGUACAGAAUGAUUGAGGUUGAAGGAAAAGGUCACUUGGAAAAUGGCCACCCCGAAUUAUUUCACCAGCUCAUGCUUUGGAAAGGAGAUCUAAAAGGUGUUCUGCAGACUGCAGCAGAAAGAGGGGAGCUGACAGACAAUCUUGUGGCUAUGGCACCAGUCGCCGGUUACCAUGUGUGGGUAUGGGCCGUGGAAGCUUUUGCCAAACAACUGUGUUUUCAGGACCAGUAUGUCAAGGCUGCCUCUCACCUACUUUCUAUCCACAAAGUGUAUGAAGCUGUGGAGCUGCUCAAGUCAAACCAUUUCUACAGGGAGGCUAUUGCAAUUGCCAAGGCCCGGCUGCGCCCAGAGGACCCGAUCCUGAAAGACCUGUACCUCAGCUGGGGAGCCAUCCUAGAAAAAGACGGCCAUUAUGCCUUAGCAGCCAAAUGCUAUUUAGGAGCCACUUCAGCUUAUGAUGCAGCCAAAGUUUUGGCCAAAAAGGGGGAUGUGGCAUCACUUAGAACGGCUGCAGAGUUGGCUUCCAUCGUAGGAGAGAAUGAGUUGUCUGCUACCCUGGCUCUCAGAUGUGCCCAAGAACUGCUUCUGGCCAGGAACUGGGUGGGAGCCCAGGAAGCCCUGCAGCUCCACGAAAGUCUGAAGGGCCAGAGAUUGGUGUUUUGCCUUCUUGAGCUACUGUCCAAGCACCUGGAGGAAAAGCAGCUUUCAGAGGGCAAAAGCUCCUCCUCUUCUUACAAUGCUUGGCCCGCAGGCAGCGAAAGGCCCUUUGUGGAGAGGGUGACUGCAGUAUGGAAAAGCGCCUUCAGCCUCGACUCCCCAGAGCAGUACCAGGCAGCAUUUCAGCAGCUGCAAGAUAUCAAGUACCCAUCUGCUACAAGUAACACUCCCUCCAAACAGCUCCUGCUUCACAUUUGCCAUGACCUGACCUUGGCAGUGCUAAGCCAGCAGGUGGCCUCCUGGGACGAAGCUGUGGAAGGACUGCUUCGGGCUGUGAUCCGGAGCUACAACUCAGGAAACUUCACCAUCAUGCAGGAAGUGCACUCAGCCUUUCUUCCGGAGGGCUGUGACCACCUAAGAGACAAACUGGGUGACCAUCAGUCCCCCACCACACCAGCUUUCAAAAGUUUGGAGGCCUUUUUUAUUUAUGGACGUCUGUAUGAAUUCUGGUGGUCUCUCUCCGGGCCUUGCCCCGAAUCCAGCGUCUGGGUAAGGGCUGCUCACAGAAGGACAACCUCUGUUGAGCAGAGCCAACAGCUUGACAAUGUCAGCCCUGAAGAAACUGACCCCAAAGCUUCCCAGCCAGAGCCAAGCAGGACUCUAGAACUAGACCUGAGACUCACAGAAGAAGGUGAGCAAAUGCUGAACGCCUGUAAGGAGCUCUUUUCAGAAAAGCAUGCUGGUCUCCAAAAUGCACAGAGAACCAUUGCUGAAGUCCAAGAGACCUUGGCAGAAAUGAUCCGCCAACACCAGAAGAGUCAACUUUGUAAAUCCACAGCAAAUGGCCCUGAUAAGAAUGAACCUGAACAGGAAGCAGAGCAGUCCCUCUCUAGUCCUCAGAACCAGUGUAAAGAAGAAAAAAAUGAACCAGUUUCUUUGCCUGAAUUAACCAAAAGGAUUACAGAGGCCAAUGAGAGAAUAGCUAAGUUUCCUGAGAGUAUUAAGACCUGGCCCUUCCCAGAUGUGCUGGAGUGCUGCCUCAUCCUGCUUCACAUCGGGUCCCAAUAUUCUGGCUUCGUGACCCAGGAAAUGCAGCAACAGGCUCAAGAGCUCCUUGAGAAAUACGGCAGCACUGAAGUUUACAAACGACACUACCAGACCCUGUGCAUGUGAACUUUCAAGGACCUCUAAGAAACUGUGCCAAAUUCAAAACAUCCAACACCUUUCACCUCUGCAUUUACACCUCACCAGAGAUUCACUUUGAUCCCUAUAUGUUUCUGCAGUGAUCCAAAUAAUACAAGUGAGAGUCAAGUUUCAAUCAACUCUACACUUAAACACAAUGAAAUCUGACUUUGGACUCAAUUGUGGUUUCCUACUGGAGGAAAGAUCAUGAAAAGCCAGCAGUAGUUACUCAGAACUAACACCUGCAAAGUGAUUGUUGAUAAUCUCUAAAGCCUUAUGCAGGUUUCGCCCAAAGAGGAGAAACUUCUUUUUUAAUCACCCAAAGUGUUACAUUCUUAAACACAAGCUACCUUUAUAAAUGCUUUGCCUGACCAUAAACAUGUACACUCUUGUUGGAGGGUAGAGAUUAUGUCUUCCCUUUACUAUUUUACCCCUAGCACUCACUUAAGAGUGUCUAGUGUCUAAUAGGUACAUAACGGAAACUUUCAACUGAAUAAGUUGGGAAAAUGAAAGAAUGCUCAUUAAUAGCUUAGACUUAAAGGACUCUAAACUGAGCUCAUUGAUACCAGCACUGGCUGACAACGAAGGCUUGUGAUUGGUAGUCGACCUUACUGCGUUAGCAGAACACAGGAAUUCAAGAACAUCUGGCAGUACAACAGCACCCCCCUCAGCCACGAUUUCACUUUCCACAGUUUCAGUUACCCCCAGUCGACAGCAGUCCAAAAAUAUUGAAUGGGAAAUUCCAGAAAUAGACAACUCACAAGUUUUAAACUGUGGCCAUUCUGAGUAGCACGAUGAAAUCUCACGGCGGUCCCACUCCGUCCUACCCAGCACGACUCAUCCCUUUGUCCAGCAUACCCACGCUGUAUACACUACCUGCCCGUUAGUAUAGGAAAAACAGAGCAUACAUUAUAGGGCUCAGUACUACCCAUGGUUUCAGGCCUCUACUGUGGGUCUUGAAACAUAACCCCCACAGAUAAGGGGAGACUACUGUAUAUGGAGGGGCUGAAUUACACCCAUAGUUAGUAUUCUCUUGGUUACUCUUCAGGACCAUCCCUUUCUGAGGAUGACCACUGACACAGCCCUACACACACUCACAUAUAUACAAGGCAAAGUUCUUUACAGUUCUACUACACUUGUGCCCCUUCUUUAGCACCACUUUAAUAAGCUGUUUCUUCUCUCUCCCAUGCAAUGAGCACACCCCUACUCAACACUCAGUUCCUCAGCCCUUCAUCUCAACAUUUCUCCUGACAUGUCAGUAAGCCUGUUGUCAACUGCGGCAAAAAUAAACACCUAUUUUAAUCCAAA